CGGCGCUGAUUGGCGGGGGCGGCCUUGCCACGAGCUGGUGGCUUCGGGCGAGUCGCCGAGCGGCGGCGGCGGCUGUGAGGCGAAAGAUGUCGGGCCGGGAGGCCCUCGACGCCAAGAAGCUGGUCCGCUCUCCCAGCGGGCUCCGGAUGGUGCCCGAGAGCCGCUCGGCAGGGAGCCCCUUCGGGCUGGAGGAGCCGCCGUGGGUGCCCGAUAAGGAGUGUCCCAGAUGCAUGCAGUGCAAUGCAAAGUUUGACUUCAUAACCAGAAAGCACCACUGCAGGAGAUGCGGAAAGUGUUUUUGUGACAAAUGCUGCAGCAAGAAAGUGCCUCUUCCUCGUAUGUGCUUUGUUGAUCCCGUGCGCCAGUGCGCCGAAUGUGCUCUCAUUUCUCAAAAAGAAGCAGAGUUCUAUGACAAGCAGCUCAAAGUGCUUAUGAAUGGUGCUACAUUCUUUGUAACUCCAGGGACAUCAGAAAAGUCAGAGAUGAUGGUUUGUCGACUUUCCAACAACCAGAGAUACCUAUUUCUGGAUGGAGAGAGCCAUUAUGAAAUUGAAAUUGCACAGAUUUCCACAGUCCAGAUACUUACUGAGGGAUUUACUCCUGGAGAAAAAGACAUUCAUACUUACACCAGCCUCUUGGAAAAUGAACACAUUAUGGAAGGAGGCAAUACUCGCGCCACAGGUAUGCUCCUUCAGUACAAGGUACCAGGGUUGGAGGAACUGAGGCAGUUUAGAUUUACCGCUGGUGAAGACUUCAAUUCCAACAAAAAGCUAUCGGCUACUUGGCUAGCAGCCAUGCAUAAGGCAGCAAAACUUCUUUAUGAAUCUCGGGACCAAUAACAGCUUCUCCACCUUGAGGGAAAAGAUCAGCUCUAAGAAUAAGCUUCUUACUACUUGCUAGUUGAAACACGGUAAUAAGUAUUUGGUAAUAGGGAUCCCCCACCCACCCUUUCCUAUCCCAGACGUGGUUCAUCAUGUGAGCACUGGCCAAUUACAAUGUGAGUAUUUGACCUAUAAGUAUUCACUUUAGUGUGCAAUAUGUAAACAGAUUAUUAAUGCUUUAAAUAUAGCCUUGCAUCUAUGACUUUAUAUUUUGUUAAAUCUUGUCUGCACUUAAUAUGUAAAAUGAAGUGUGACCUGCACUACUGCUAAGUAUAUAGCACAACUUUUUUGUAGUACAAAUUAUGUAUACAGUGUAAUUCAUUUCUAAACAAGGAAACAAACUUUAUUUGAUGCUCCAGAGAAUAAUAGCUUUUCAGGUGUGUAGAUCUCAGGUUCUUUUUCUCCUCAUAUCCAAAUGAUCUAUGGAAAUUUGCCUUAGAUGUCAUUUUAUAGAAGCUACUCUUUCUUGUGGGGGAUUUGUAUCAUGAGAUAAAAACUUUCUUUUUUGUAAAAUACAAUUUACCAAAUACCACAAUUUGUCCUGUGUAAUCUUUUUGAAUGAAGCUUCUAGCAAGACUGAUUUUUGAAGUUUUAUAUCCAUGCUUUUUGUGGUAAUUCUAGCAUUGGCUAAUAAAGCCUGAUUAAACACUA
This is a messenger RNA of Podarcis muralis (Common wall lizard), 1532 nucleotides long. It is a transcript of the gene ZFYVE21, whose product is annotated as zinc finger FYVE-type containing 21. Gene Ontology annotation, molecular function: metal ion binding. NCBI's taxonomy places the organism in Eukaryota, Metazoa, Chordata, Lepidosauria, Squamata, Lacertidae. The record is from RefSeq and is a predicted model, not a curated record.